UGCCGUAGGUGAAUGCACCAGCUCCAGGUAUACAGUCAACUGUUUCGGUCAAAGUUCAGUCUGUCUAGUGCCGACUGCUUCAUAUCGGCUGUGAACUCAAAUAAACUCACAUUUUUCCACAAUGACAGCGCGGAAUAUAUCUCGGUUUUGGGAGUGGGGGAGAAAGAUAAUUUGCGUUGGGAGAAACUACGCAGACCACGCUAAAGAGCUGAAAAAUGCCAUUCCCACUGAGCCUGUCUUGUUCCUUAAACCCCCUUCUGCAUAUGUAAGAGAGGGAUCACCUAUCCUGGUGCCUUUUUACACCAGCAACCUGCACCAUGAAGUGGAGCUGGGGGUGGUCAUUGGGAAAGGAGGAACAGCCAUCCCACAGUCCGCUGCUAUGGAGCAUGUGGCGGGUUAUGCUUUGUGCUUGGACAUGACAGCCCGAGACAUUCAGGACGAGUGCAAGUCCAAAGGUUUACCCUGGACACUGGCCAAGGCUUUUAACACCUCCUGCCCAGUCAGCGAAUUCAUCCCCAAAGAGCGCAUCCCAGACCCGGGGAAUGUCCAGCUGUGGCUGAAGGUGAACGACCAGCUGCGUCAGAACGGCUCCACCUCUCAGAUGAUUUUCUCCAUUCCCUAUCUGAUCAGCUACAUUAGCGACUUCAUCAGCCUAGAAGAAGGGGACCUCAUUCUGACCGGGACCCCUAAAGGAGUCUCCGCCGUGCAGGACCACGAUGAGCUGCAGGCCGGCAUUGAGGACGUUGUUACCAUGAGCUUCAAAGUAGACAAACAAGAUCAUUAAAGAAAGCAACAGACUUAUCAACCAACUGAAUACUAAGACUCGGGGAAAGUCAGUAGAUGGCAGUGCGGUGCCACCAGUCAUAAUGACUUGUUGCAAGCUUGUACAGUUCUUGAGAAGUUUAAACCUCGCAGUUAUGAGUUGUUUUAUUAUAAAAAUUUACUCAAAACUUGGUCUAUGAAAAGAAUUUAUGAAACUAUUACAGUUUUGAUAAGCAAUGGGAUUAAAAGAUUAGAUAACCUUG
Melanotaenia boesemani (Boeseman's rainbowfish) is the source of this 1025-nucleotide messenger RNA. RefSeq names its product fumarylacetoacetate hydrolase domain containing 1 (gene fahd1). Gene Ontology annotation, molecular function: acetylpyruvate hydrolase activity. NCBI's taxonomy places the organism in Eukaryota, Metazoa, Chordata, Actinopteri, Atheriniformes, Melanotaeniidae. Gene Ontology annotation, cellular component: mitochondrion. Bases 122 to 784 code for a protein of 220 amino acids. The record is from RefSeq and is a predicted model, not a curated record. The transcript has a single exon.